AUGCUGAGCUGUGGAGAGGUAGUCUACAAGCUGGUCGUGGUUACUGAGUAUUGGAAGAGCAGGGAUCAGUUGCUGGGGCAGGGAUGGGUUGGCAUAGAAACACCGUUAGGUGAAAUGCUGACAGAUAAUCUGGCCCGUUCAACUCGGCCACAAGUGAACCUGCAUAAGAGGUCUGGGGUGCGGAUCAGAUUAGGUGGGGGAGGUAAGGGAAGGCUGGAGAUAAGCCAACAGUUGACAGGUUUUCUAUCCGAGAUGGUGCGCAUGUGUGUCUUUGUGUGCAUUCGUAGUGUCUUCCACUCCGAACCUUUCUCGGCUUCCCGCCGGCGAACCAAGUCAGGGGACAUCAACGACGAAAGGACUGCCAGGCACAUGCUGGUCUCCCCAUUUGACCAUAAUCAGGUGGCGGCCACGAUCACGCACUGUGUAGUGCACAGCAAAUUGACUGUUGCCCAAAUGCUUGAUAUUCACCUCCUCGCAGGGCACAAUUGGUCCGGACACACCGACGUAGAGGACGUCGUGACCUGA
Protopolystoma xenopodis is the source of this 525-nucleotide messenger RNA. Lineage: Eukaryota; Metazoa; Platyhelminthes; Monogenea; Polystomatidea; Polystomatidae. The record is from the annotation of a GenBank genome assembly.